Molecule: messenger RNA, 1641 nt
Organism: Salvia miltiorrhiza (redroot sage)
Lineage: Eukaryota; Viridiplantae; Streptophyta; Magnoliopsida; Lamiales; Lamiaceae
Exons: 2
Coding region: 1-1641 (546 amino acids)
Source: RefSeq, a predicted model, not a curated record
AUGGCAGAAGCCGAGCAGGCGCAGACCCUCAAACAGUUGGCAUACCCAACUAAUCUCAACUUGAGGCCUAACGAGAUUACCUUACCAGAGAACCCGUUCGCAUCUCGUCGGUAUGACCUGAAGCCCUCACUGCUUCAGAUCUUACCGAAGUUCAAUGGAUACCCAGGAGAUGAUCCUCACACUCAUCUGCAAGAUUUUGAGAUGACGAUCAUGCACCAGUCAAGACAUCAGUCUGAAAAUUGCCCUAACUUCGGCGAGGACAUUGUUGAUGUUAAUGCUAUCGGAGGGCAUGAUGGGAAUCCACACAAGUAUGAUCCCUUUUCAAACACUUACAAUUCAGGGUGGAGGGAUCAUCCUAAUUUUCGAUGGAAGCAAGAUGGUCAACCCCAACAGCAGAACAACAUGGGAGUACCGAUGCAACGUCCCCAGUAUAAUCAGAACCAACAUCAACAACAGUACCAGUUAGGACCACCACAACACCACAAUCAGAAUCAACAACAACCUCCUUACCAACCACCACACAGGAGAGCACCAUGGGAGGAAGCCAUAGAAAAUAUGGUCAAAGAAAGCGAGAAAUUUUGCAAUGAAAUUCGCGCCGGUAUGAACCAAACUAACCAGCAAAUUAGUCAUUUGACUAAAGCGGUAGCCAAAUUGGAGGAGAAUACCGGUAAACUUCCAGCCAUGGGAAUCAACCCCAGAGAACAUGCCCAAGUUGUGCUAACUGAGUUUCCAGAAGGAGAGGAGAAGGAAGAAGAGUUGUUGGCUGAGGCUGAACUGAUUCAAAGAAACUUGAGUAAAAGUGGUGAAGGCCUAGCUGCUGAACAAGCUGGAGGUAGCAAUCUGACCGACGCACCCUAUCCAGGACGCCUGAGACAGAAAGCUAAAGAGAAUGAAGCAAGUGAAAUGAUGAAGAUGUUCCAGAAAAUGGAGUUAAGCAUACCCUUACUCGACGCUAUCAGGCAAAUUCCCAAGUAUGCUAAAUUCUUGAAGGACCUUUGUUCAAGAAAAGUGAAGAUGGAGGAAGAAGUACGCUAUGUGAUGGGAGAAAGUGAUUCGGCGGUGAUCCAACGGAAGUUACCCACAAAGCGGAAGGACCUAGGAAUGUUCACCAUCCUGUGUAACAUUGGUGGAGCAAACAUGGAUAAGGCCAUGAUGGACUUAGGAGCUUCCAUAAAUGUGAUGCCAUUGGCAGUUUACAAGAGAUUGAAUAUUGGGGAGAUGAGAAACACCCGUGUGGUCAUACAGUUAGCCGACAGAUCCAACGCCUAUCCUGAAGGAGUGGUAGAGGACGUACUGAUUAAGGUUGGGGAUUUGAUCUUCCCAGCUGACUUUUACGUUCUGGACACCGGACCAGAAAAUGGAGAGAAUGCUAUACUAUUGGGAAGACCAUUCAUGAUGACCGCUGGAACCAAAAUUGAUAUGAAAACUGGAAUUUUAACAUGUGAGUUCGAUGGAGUUCAGGAAGAGUUCAACAUCUAUGAAACCAUGAAGAGGAAGCAAGCAAUGGAAACAGUGGACAUGAUCGAUGUAUUCGAACCGCUAGUACAAGAACUAGGGAAUUGGUUUCGGUUCCAGGGACACCACAGAGAAAGUAAUUCAGUAUGGUCUGACCGAUCGAGAUGCAGAGCAUAUGGAGGAUGA